Messenger RNA from Spirometra erinaceieuropaei, 4416 nucleotides. The record is from the annotation of a GenBank genome assembly. NCBI's taxonomy places the organism in Eukaryota, Metazoa, Platyhelminthes, Cestoda, Diphyllobothriidea, Diphyllobothriidae.
AUGGCCCUUCCUCUUAAGCCAUCACCUGUCCUUUUGCUUGCAGAGUUUGUCCCUGUUGUCAAUUCCAACUAUUCAAUUGUUGUGGUGGGUAUCGCUUUGGCAGGAGGCAGCGUUGUCCUGGUUCAGGAGGCUAAAGCUGCCUGCCGCGGUAGCUGGUACCUACCGGCCGGCCACGUAGAGCGUCAUGAGGAUCUUUUGGUAAUUCACCUUUGUUACCUAGAGUUACAAACCCGAAGUAAUGUUUACCUUAUGAUAAUGUGCAGAAUCGACAAACCUCUUUACGUUGCCAUGAAAAGUAUACUCUCGCAUGUGGUCUAAGCAUGACAGACGUCUUCGCCCUCUUACAUUCCUGUCUUACAUGUAAACUUUGCUAAUUUUAGACCGCCGUUCGUCGUGAAUUCCUGGAGGAAUCAGGACUGAUUUUCGAGCCCUCUGGAUUGAUACUUGUGGAAACCAGUCAAACAAACUGGAUCCGCUUCGUUUUUAUUGGUGAUGUUGUUGGAGGUGAGAAGUUUUGGCCUAGUUUACAUCCCUCUCUAGUGCGCAGACUCUUUUUCCUAUGUGUAUGUUGGUUCCUGUUUAUAUGUCUAUUGGAAAAAAGCAACGCUUUCUGCUGCCUCAUUGUUGUUCUGAUGACGUCGUAAUUGCAGACUUACGAGACUUGUUGAAUUUGUAAGUUACUCCCUAUAGUCACUUUAUUCAGAUCUAGGGCAAACACUUUCUUACAAUCUCCGAGGCACUUAAGUCCUUUCUAUUUGAGGACAAACCAAACAAAUAUCAAAUUGGGUCACAGAAGUCUACAAAGGCUGAAUUACUUAAAGAUUACAGUUGACAGUCAUUAAGGACCGCAUUUCAUGGUCGAUUUUUUGGUAAUGGGCGGCGGUUAUCAAGGUUUUUAACGACCACGCUGAUCUAGGCUGCAAAGUCGACUAAAACAUGCAUACGAGCUCUGCUGAUUCAGAUUUCGAAGAUUUCAGUGAAUUUGUUCACUCACCUUUUCCGGCUUCCGUUCCCCAGCUCAUGCGUGCAUUUGGCAUGCGGAAUAAGCCAGCGGGCAUUUUCGGUGAAGAUGAUAUCAAUAGUUAUUUAAGACUGACGUUCACAUACCUGAUGUGAAUGUGAAAUCGGAAAAUUAGAGUUCUCAUUUGCAACAGAGUUGCAGUCCACAGUUGUUAUGGGCGGUUGUUUGCCCGCAAGCGAUAAAUAAUCGAGAAGUACUACCGACGAAGACGAGGGGGACUAAAGUGCGGAUCCCCGACCUCUCUGUUGUCGUCACCCGGUCACACACCUAACCCAUGGGGGAUUUUAUCCCAAGUCCAUCACUCUGCCAGAUAAGUCACGGGCCCACGCUCCGCUGGUUGUCAUCGCCAUUAGUUAAGUCGCAUGGAAAUGGUGUUCAUCGAUCUGACAUGGUUACAGGAGGGAAUACGCUCAUCGUGUCUUGCGUUCAGGCCAGAGUUUGUAGUCCUAACAGGGAACGUCACAGCAUCGAACAAUAAGGAAUCAUUACCGAUUUGGUAUUAAGCUCUGGCUCGCUGCCGACAGCAAAUACGCUAUGAAUGUCCAUUUCAGCACCCAUUGUCUCUGUCAGCAGAACUUAUGAGCGUCAACUUUCGUCGGCGGCGCAAAGACGGAACGGCAACUAUCGGCAGCCGGGCGUCGCACCGAAGGACUAAAUUGGCGUUUUUCGGUUCGAUUCGGAAGAAGAAGAAUUGGAAGUAGAAGAAAAAAAGAAGGAUACGGACUUUUCCCAUCGGAAUCCCCAAGUGUUUGUAUCGUUCAUUAGAAACGCUGUCUGACAAUAGUACUGGUCUUGAAUAGGUUUUAAUGAGGUCAAUGCAGGUAUAUCGGAAGUCCGUUACUGGUUGUCAGUCACUUAAUCUGUUUGGUCAGAGAACUCUAUUUUCACAAUUGGGUCAAGACAAAUUAGUCUGGCUGGCCUUUGGGCACUGGAACAAUUAACUCAGGGCAACAAUAGCCAGACAGUGCCGAGAUUUCUAGGGGGCCAAUAGAACGUGGUAAGCCAACAGAAAGACCCCCUUCGUGCCUACGCGAUGGUUAGUGUGUAGCGGGGCCGAGCUUCUUUUGGUACUCAUCUUCCUGCAUUCACUUCUCCAUCAUAGGGACUCUUAAGAAGGCGGCCGACAAAGAAUCACUCCAGGCCGCAUGGAUUCCUUUCGGCAAAAUUGAGGAGGCCGAGCUGAAACACGUAAAGGGCCUGCAACUUGAUGACAGCCAUAGUCUGCGUCUGCGAGCGCCCAUCAUGCGCCUCAUCAGUCAGGCCAGCAUGUCACAGGCUUGUAUCAGUCGCCUAGACUUGCCGCCGCCCAGCAUCCUCCCUGUAGACCCAGACAAUCCCUUGACAGGCGUAUUCCUGCGCCUUCUAGUCGAGGUGCGGCAUCAGGCACCACAGACUGCCACCGCCGCUUCCCCUUCCGAGUCCACCAUUGCUGCGACUACAAACGCCCACUAUGUUAUCACAACGAACACCGACUCACGUUUUCCCCUGAUUCGUGUCAAUCACAAAACGAUCAAGCAGGCUAUUCUACGGUUUCUCAAGGUAAGCGUUUUACGAUUGCAUUUCCUAGCAUAUAUACUGCCACCUGUCCUGACAUUGCGUCGUCCCUGUGCCUGUAAUAAAGGUCGAGUAUAGACUGAUGACAAUAAUUACCAGUUUCCGAUCUUUGGUUGGCUAUGGGUAUUGAGCUAUAGCUACGAAGUAGAAUUUCGACAGAAACAGAGACGAACCUUCGUAGAAAGUUAGAAAUACCCGAGUGUCUGUUGUUACUGCAUCUCCUUCUUGUGUUCCAAGCCUAGGACCCCAGAAGUUCCUUGCCGAAUUAAUCUGCCCAGUAGUAGCAUUCGCAACUAAUUUCGUACUUUCAUUUUAGAAGCUGAAUGCGUAGGACGCUACCAGCAAGGCUAAUACAUAUAAUACAUUAUAGCUGGAAGCUCCUGUUGCCUUCAUAUUCUUGAGUAAACCACAGGCGAACGCUAACUCGAAACUUUUAAAUGACUUUUCAGACACAUGCCCGUACUAUUUUGAAAAAUGAAAGAGGUAAAGCUAUCUUUAAAGUCACGUUAAACUAAUCUUCCUUUCGAACGACAGUACAGAACUGCUCCGUCCAUGGAACCGGAAAAUUAUCGGCGAAACUGCCCGUCUGUCAUGCAGCUAAAAAGGCAGUUUGACUUUCUCAGUGCGUUGUAACGGGUAGACCAACAUUCAAGCAUGAGGAUUAUUGUGCUCCCCAGUCAAGAUCAAAGUAGGCGACGUCUGUUCUAUUCCCACAGAUUGCCGAAGAACCCGGAAAUGUACAUAUGCCAAAUUAAUAGGAUUAAUUUCUAGGAGUACAUACUGUGUGUAUGUAAAAAAGGAGAAUCUGAACAGUAAAGAGCGAAAGUAAUAAGUCACUUAUGCCAAUCUACUGGACUUCUGCCGUACGUUGGUAUUCAUGCAAGAAGUAAUAAUGCGCAGUAUGAAAACAACCGUUGUAAGCUUAUUAAGGCUUGCUGCCAUGAUCCUGGUGGCCUUCCUUCUGCAAAGAUGGAAAGCGAUCGGCACAGAAAAAUUUGGUCAUAUGGGAGGGCUCUUUUGUAGUGGUAAAGGGUCUGAUAGUCUGGUCAUCUUCCCCAUACCCUUCAGUUUCUCUUUUAACCAAUAUCAGACGGUUUUCUCGGUACUUUUACUUGCUACAACUAUAAAUAUGCCUGAUUUUGAUUCUUAAAUAAUUUUGGAUUUCCUUUUAUUUUUGGGAUUUAAUAUCAAGAAGGGAAGUAAGGAAGCCAGGUACUUAUGGAUCUUUCUUCAUUCAUCACGCUUGCACCUGUCGAAGUGUUUUUCGGUAUUCCCAUUUUUAAAAAAUUCACCCAAGCCUUGAACCAAUCGGCACGAUCAUCUUGUCUUGCCUUUAUGCUCACUUUUCCAUACACGGCGCCGAUCACAUUUCUUUUGAGGACCACUAAGAUAUUUCCGAAAAUCAGUCUGCGCCACUAUUCUCACUGCUCUUGCCUUUCUUAUAGACGAUAUUCUCAGGACUUGGCUACGAGGUCACUACACGGCCCACUACCUCUCCAAAUCACUUAUUUUGGUCUCCAAAUUCAACAGCCGUCAUCGGAGUUGAGUUUUCCGGGACUCCACGAAAGGCCGUUGAACCCACUGACGGUCUCUGUCUCACCCUUUUCCUUAGCCUCUUACCACCGCCGCUGGGCUCCACAGCGACCACCAAUCAGCAACAUGCAUCGCCCUUCUGGCAGAGUCAGACUACGUGUGCUUUGGCUACGGGCUUUCUCCUGUGUCAUAUCUGGCAUGCAACCGGUAACGUGACCGUCAGCCUUUCGCAACGUGACAAAGGCCUCCUAUUUUCCCUGCCGGACCUUCAUGCGGGCACUUGCUGCCGCAUCUCCCUGCCCAGCUAG